UUUAAUGUUGUUACCUUGAAUUAAUUUGUAACGUACUGUUUUUAAAUUUUAAAUUCUAUUUAUUAGAUUUCUCCUCCAAAUAGACAGACGGUUGGAGGUCUAAACUUUACACUAACAAAUUUUUUUAUUAUUCUACGUGGUUGGAUAACAAUUGAAAUUUUAUUUCAACAAAAAAAACGAAAUCCCCUUUGGGCUGGAGAGAUUCUCAAAAGUCAAAAUUUUUUUUCAAACUUUACGUUUAAGUGGACGUUGUGCAGCACUGGCGGAUCAGCUGCACUUGUUGGGGUUUUUUAACAGCGUGAGCUGCGUUACGUGGUGUCCUCCGGGUUGCGGUUGGCAAGAGAUGCAGGGAGCCAGAGUUUUGAGAGGGCUGCUUCCAAAGAUAUGGGGCCAUGGUGACGGAGUGAUCCGGCAGAGGAUCCCGCAGACACAAGCCAGUGUCGGUAUCGUGCCACGGUUUUUUUCCACAAAUCCUGGUAAUAAACCGGCAAGCGGAUUGCGUGACUUGCCGCACUGCAAUGUAGGCACCAUCGGCCAUGUGGACCAUGGGAAGACCACCCUCACUGCCGCCAUCACCAAGAUCCAGUCGAACAAGGGCAUGGCAGAGUACUUGUCCUACGACCAAAUAGACAGGGCUCCUGAGGAGAAGGCGCGGGGCAUAACUAUCAACGCCUGCCAUAUCGGGUAUGCCACAAGUAAGCGCACCUACGCCCACACCGACUGUCCAGGUCAUGCGGAUUAUAUAAAGAACAUGAUCUCGGGGGCAUCGCAAAUGGAUGGCGCUAUCCUGGUGGUUGCAGCCACCGAUGGACAAAUGCCUCAGACCCGAGAGCAUCUUCUGCUGGCCAAACAAGUGGGCAUCCAACGUAUCGUGGUCUUUAUCAACAAGGCAGAUCUGGUCGAUCAGGAGGUUCUUGAGCUGGUGGAGAUUGAGAUGCGCGAGAUGCUCAGUGACUUUGGAUUUGAUGGCGUCAACAGUCCGGUUAUUUGUGGAUCAGCUUUGUUGGCUCUUCGGGAGGAUCAAUCGGUGUUCGGUGUGCCAGCUAUCGAAAAGCUUUUGGAGCAUUGUGAUUCCUAUAUACCAACGCCACAAAGGGAUUUCGCAGCGCCGUUCAUUCUGCCCAUCGACAAUGCCUUCACUGUUCCCGGACGAGGUACAGUGGUCGUGGGCACUAUUAAGCGAGGAACCAUUCCCCGGAAUGCAGAGGCCGAUCUUCUGGGCUUUAACCAGAACCUAAAGACCAGCAUAAGCGACAUUCAAAUCUUCCGGAAGAGCGUACCCCAGGCGCUUGCCGGAGAGAAUGUGGGCGCCCUAUUACGUGGAAUCAAGAUAUCCGCUGUGGAGCGCGGUAUGCUGCUCUGUGCCACGGGCUCUGAGGAUAUUUCAAACCAUUUCGAAGGCUCUAUGUACCUACUGUCGCGGGCCGAAGGUGGUCGCGUGAAACCUAUGCUUUCCAAGUAUAUUCAGCAACUUUUUAGUCAAACGUGGAAUGUUCCGGCUCGGAUCGAUAUUGUGCCCAGUGAAGCUAUGCUAAUGCCUGGCGAGCACGGUCAAGUGCGCGUCACUCUGUUGAGGAAAAUGGUGAUGACAGCUGGCCAGGCAUUCACGAUACGAGAGAACGGAGCAACGGUCGCCACGGGAAUGAUAACACAACGACUGCCGUCGCUGGACCUGCCCAAGAACAAGCUCUCAAAAGCGCUGGUGGAUUGUUAACGUCUGGCAAUUAUAUUUGUACAAAACUCAUAAAUUGCUGUUCAUUAUACAUUCUUGUUUCGUUAAUAUAUGUGUGUAUUUUAUAGGUA
This is a messenger RNA of Drosophila ananassae, 1803 nucleotides long. RefSeq names its product elongation factor Tu (gene mEFTu2). Gene Ontology annotation, biological process: mitochondrial translational elongation. The record is from RefSeq and is a predicted model, not a curated record. Bases 344 to 1714 code for a protein of 456 amino acids. Gene Ontology annotation, molecular function: GTP binding; translation elongation factor activity; GTPase activity. The transcript has 3 exons. NCBI's taxonomy places the organism in Eukaryota, Metazoa, Arthropoda, Insecta, Diptera, Drosophilidae. Gene Ontology annotation, cellular component: mitochondrion.